UUGAAAUACAAUGUAAUGCAGGGUCUUAUUUGUCAAGACAAAUGUGCGUUUGUCCUCCAGUGGGCAGUGGAACUGUUGAGAAGAGUCGAGAAAGCCACCGAGGAAGCACUUGCCUUCCACGGCACUACCACCACCAGUACGCGCCAGCUUCUCGGUUCUCGUCUAGGAGCAACAACAAUGGCCAUCACUUCUCUGCAGCUGCCCUCUCAGAUCCGCGGCCAUACUCCUGCUAGAAAUGGCCGCGCCCGCACAAGGUCACGGGCUACUCCGCUUAGCUGCAAACACAACCAGUCAACCAUUGUCCAAGUAGCCAGCAGGACAUCUCGUAGAAGUACCCUGGCAUACAUUUCGUCUGCCUUCUUUGCAAUGUUCCUGGUGGCUGAACAUGCAGAAGCUAGAACCUCGAGACAAGAGAACAAGAGGAAAGUAAUGGAGAAGCUGGAGAAGGUCCGGGAGGAGGCCCUGGGCUCAAAGGAGAAGAAAGAGGACACGAGCAAGGAGUCUGUGGCGAACUUGUUGAUGCCUCCUACUUUGGUCGAUGCUUACAUCUGAAAAGGCAUCGUGUCGUUGUAAAUUUAUGUUUAUGCUAAGUGCUACUUAACACUAUUCUGAAUGUACUAAUAACAAUUGGAACCAAGCAACCUUGCAAAAGAA
Messenger RNA from Aegilops tauschii subsp. strangulata, 654 nucleotides. RefSeq lists its product as uncharacterized. Lineage: Eukaryota; Viridiplantae; Streptophyta; Magnoliopsida; Poales; Poaceae. The record is from RefSeq and is a predicted model, not a curated record.